AUGGACUCGGAUGAAUUCAUAGGGGACGUCUCCGCGCUGUACAACGACACCGUCGACCUGCAAGAUGACGGCGAGAUCCACUACGGCCCGCUGGUCCUCACAGUCGCGCCCAAGGCAGGGAAGGCGAACACGCUAUUAGCGGACCACCUCUUCUCGCCCUCGCUCCUCCUCGCAGAGCGCAUCGAGCGCGGGCUCAUCCCGCUCGAAGCGCAGACCGUCGUCGAGCUGGGCGCAGGGUGCGCGCUGCCAUCGCUCCUCGCGUCCACCCUCUCCCGCCCGCCCUCCCUCGUCGUGCCCACAGACUACCCCGACGCUCCGAUCCUCGCGAACCUCACGCGGAACCUCGAGCGGAACGCGUCCCGCGUCUCUCGCGGGACCCCCGCCCACUCCUAUCCCUCCUGCCCGACGCGCGCGGGCUUCGACGUCGUCAUCCUCUCCGACCUCCUCCACUUCGACGCCGCGCACGCCGCGCUCCUCGCCUCGCUCGCCGCGCUCCUCCGCCGCGCGCCCUCCGCGCGCGCCUACGUCGCCGCGGGCAAGUACACGCUGCCCGUGCACUGCGCGCACUUUGUGCGGAUCGCCGCGGAGGCGGGGAUCGCCCUGGAGGAGGGCACGGACGCGGGCGAGGACGAGGGCGGGGUCGUGUGGCGUGGGACGAUGGAGGUGCGCGGGGGCGGGCUGGACCGGGAGCAGUUGGGGGUGAGGAAGGGGAUGUGUCGCUGGUGGACGGGGCGGUGGGCGGAUCUGAGCGGUGAGCGAGGGGAAGACGGUGGCGCCUAG
Molecule: messenger RNA, 780 nt
Organism: Rhodofomes roseus
Lineage: Eukaryota; Fungi; Basidiomycota; Agaricomycetes; Polyporales; Fomitopsidaceae
Exons: 6
Coding region: 1-780 (259 amino acids)
Source: RefSeq, a predicted model, not a curated record